UGGUGUUUCCAGACAGACACAAUCAAACCAGAUCUCACGCACAGAACCUCUGAACUAGGAUGAACAGUCGAUUGUCGAUUAAAUCAAUUCCUCAUCGCAGGGAUGUCAGACGCCAACAAACAGCUGAUGGCUCAGAAAAGUGGUAAAAUUGCAGCUGGAGCAGUUGUGUGUGUUGAGAGUGAAAUAAGAGGAGAUGUGUCCAUCGGAGCCAGAACAGUCGUCCACCCAAAGGCCAGGAUCAUAGCAGAGGCUGGGCCUAUUGUUAUUGGAGAGGGGAAUCUAAUAGAGGAGCAGGCUCUUAUUAUCAACAGUUAUCCAGAGAACAUCAUGCCAGACACAGAGGGAGUGGAGCCAAAGACCAUGACGAUUGGAACCAACAACGUGUUCGAGGUUGGAUGUGUUUCCCAAGCUCUGAAAAUUGGGGACAAUAAUGUGAUUGAGUCCAAGGCUGAUCUUGGGAGGAAUGUGAUCCUGACCAGCGGCUGCAUCGUGGGCGCCUGCUGCCAGGUCAACACGUGCGAGGUCGUGCCCGAGAACACGGUCGUGUACGGCUCAAACUGCAUCAGGCGCGUGCAGAGUGAGAAGCCGCAGCCUCAGACUCUGCAGCUCGACUUCCUCAUGAAGAUUCUGCCCAACUACCACCACCUGAAGAAGACGGUGAAGGGAAGCGGCACGCCCGUGAGGAACUGACGUGUAGGAAUUUAAACGUCCUGCACACGCUGACACCACGAACUCUCACAUUUCCCUCAGUUUGCACUCGUCGCACACUUUAGUGUUUUUCCCUAAUGUCUAAUAAAAUCACCUGUAGCAUCAAAAAAGUUCAGCACACUCGACAUUUCUUCCACCAGGAGCCUUUCGGGGGACUUUUGGGGCCCAAAGAAACACUUUUCCAGAAUUUAAAGGUUUUUUUACAUGUCUGCCAUUAUCGGGGGCCCCCUCUUAGCUUGGGCCUGCAGCGGCCCUGACUGCCAUUAUUCUUUUACUUAUCAUUUACAUUUGUAAUGUGUUCCAGUCCUGAAAUAAAACAUUUUCAAAUAAGUCAA
Molecule: messenger RNA, 1043 nt
Organism: Hippoglossus stenolepis (Pacific halibut)
Lineage: Eukaryota; Metazoa; Chordata; Actinopteri; Pleuronectiformes; Pleuronectidae
Product: dynactin subunit 6
Exons: 7
Coding region: 103-690 (195 amino acids)
Biological process (GO): mitotic spindle organization
Cellular component (GO): dynactin complex
Molecular function (GO): dynein complex binding
Source: RefSeq, a predicted model, not a curated record